AUGUCCUUUUCCCAAUUGCUGUCGCAAUGUCGCCCACGGAAAAGCCUUCACUUUCAGGUCCUGUCCGACCUGCACCUUGAAGUUGGCGCGCAGUACUCCGAUUUCCAUAUAACCCCACAGGCACCAUAUCUCAUUCUAGCCGGCGACAUUGGCCGGCUGGCCGAUUACGACGCGUUUCGCGAUUUCCUACGGUCCCAGUGCCAGCAGUUCCGCCAAGUCUACCUCGUGCUCGGAAACCAUGAGUUCUUCGGUGUCUCUCGCCCAGAGGGCUUGCGGCUGGCCGCCGCGCUCCAGGACGAGCCCGAGCUGCAGGGCCAAUUGACCGUCAUGGAUAAAAAACGCGUCGACCUGGAAGACGUCAGCCUGCUCGGCUGCACGCUGCACUCCCGGGUGCCGCCCGAGGCAAAGGAGAUUGUGCAGCACAAGAUCAACGACUUUCGCCGUAUUGUGGACUGGAGCGUGGAUGACCAUGUGGCGGAGCAUGCGCGGGACGUGAAGUGGCUACAGGAUGAGAUUCUGUCGAUUAGAAACGGAGAGGCUGGCUCGAAGCGGAAAAUCGUUGUUGUCACGCAUCACGCGCCUUUGGCUAAGGGCACAUCUAGACCGUCGGAUGAGAAGAAUCCCUGGUCUUCGGCGUUUGGGACUGAGCUUCUUGGGACGAACGAGAAAUCGCCCCUUGACGAUGUGCAGUACUGGGUUUUUGGCCAUACGCACUAUUCCAGUGAAUUUACUUGCGGGCAAGUGAAACUAGUCAGCAACCAGAAGGGAUACGUUUUUCCUAAGAAAGAAGUGCAAAAGGCGGAAGAGCCCAAAACUUCGGUAUCAAAAAUGUUGAGUAUUUGGAACACUAGUGCAAAGUCGGCGAGGACAUUCGAUGCUGACAAGGUCAUUGGCAUUUGA
Messenger RNA from Ophidiomyces ophidiicola, 900 nucleotides. RefSeq lists its product as uncharacterized. The record is from RefSeq and is a predicted model, not a curated record. NCBI's taxonomy places the organism in Eukaryota, Fungi, Ascomycota, Eurotiomycetes, Onygenales, Onygenaceae. The transcript has a single exon. Bases 1 to 900 code for a protein of 299 amino acids. Gene Ontology annotation, molecular function: hydrolase activity.